AUGAAGAUCUAUACCGACAUUUUCUCUGGUGAUGAAUUAUUAUCCGAUGCUUACGACUUGAAGCUAGUCGACGACGUUGUUCUCGAAGCAGACUGUCAAAUGGUCCAAGUCAAGCCAGGUGCUGAUGUUGAUAUUGGUGCAAACCCUUCUGCAGAAGGUGACGACGAUGACGUUGAAGAAGGUGUCGAAACCGUCAACAACGUUGUCUACUCCUUCAGAUUGCAACAGACCUCCUUUGACAAGAAGUCCUUCUUGACCUACAUCAAAGGUUACAUGAAGGCAGUCAAGGCUAAGUUGGCAGAAUCUGAUCCAGACGCUAUUCCAACUUUUGAAAAGGGUGCAGCUGCUUACGUCAAGAAGGUCAUUGGCUCUUUCAAGGACUGGGAAUUCUACACCGGUGAAUCCAUGGACCCAGACGCUAUGAUUGUCUUGUUGAACUACAGAGAAGAUGGUGAAACCCCAUUCGUUGCUAUCUGGAAACACGGUGUUAAGGAAACCAAGAUCUAA
This is a messenger RNA of Pichia kudriavzevii, 507 nucleotides long. RefSeq lists its product as uncharacterized. Gene Ontology annotation, cellular component: cytoplasm. The record is from RefSeq and is a predicted model, not a curated record. The transcript has a single exon. Gene Ontology annotation, molecular function: calcium ion binding. The coding region runs from base 1 to 507 and encodes 168 amino acids. Lineage: Eukaryota; Fungi; Ascomycota; Pichiomycetes; Pichiales; Pichiaceae.